Geosmithia morbida is the source of this 4539-nucleotide messenger RNA. Its product is annotated as lysophospholipid hydrolase. Gene Ontology annotation, molecular function: phosphatidylcholine lysophospholipase A1 activity. The coding region runs from base 1 to 4539 and encodes 1512 amino acids. Gene Ontology annotation, biological process: phosphatidylcholine metabolic process. Gene Ontology annotation, cellular component: endoplasmic reticulum. The record is from RefSeq and is a predicted model, not a curated record. The transcript is spliced from 3 exons. Lineage: Eukaryota; Fungi; Ascomycota; Sordariomycetes; Hypocreales; Bionectriaceae.
AUGGCAUCUGGCUUCUCGUCAAAUGCCGUCGACGUGGCUGGGGACCUGCACCCCAGCAGCGUCUCCCUCACGGCUGCUGCCAUGAGUGCGGCCACGCAACAGAUGACGGCCGCUGGACAAGAGGCUCCCACCGGAUGGUUGGGCCUUUUCGGUUGGAGCAUCUAUGUUAUCCUCAACCUCGUUUCCAUCAUCCUGUACUGGGUUUUGCGCAUUGCAACUAUUAAUAUUCCCACCUUUCUCUUUACACUAUUCUCUACUAGCUGGACCAUAACCAUGAACGCUACCACACUAAUGUUCGUCAUGGCUGCUGUUGUCUCAGUUGUUAGUUGGGUUGUUCGCUACAGAAUACUCAACAUGUACUCGAGGUUGCCUCCGGAACCUCAGCGCAAGGAACCCGAAGUCGACCUGUUUCCUGACACGCAUGAUGAAGGCAUCAAGGCCGGCCUCUCCAGCUACCUGGACGAGUUUCUCAGCGCCAUCAAGAUUUUCGGCUACCUUGAACGGCCCGUCUUCCAUGAACUAACUCGCAGCAUGCAGACGCGUAAGCUGAUUGCCGGCGAGACUAUCAACCUCGAGGAGGAAAAGGGCUUUUGCAUCGUCGUUGACGGUCUCGUUGAGAUCUUCGUCAAGUCCGGUAUCCACUCGCGAUCUCCCGAUGGCGACUUCGCUGACGGCCACGAGGACGACGAUGAUGCCCCUCCGGGUCACCAGAAGUACCAGCUCCUUACUGAGGUCCGGAACGGUGCGCCCAUGUCGUCGCUCUUCUCCAUCAUGUCCCUGUUUACAGAAGAUGUCAAGCUCCGCCCUCCGGGAGAGGAAGAAUCGCCCCCCAUGCCCCCUGUGACGCCUUCGCGACACUCGCGUCGUCAUCACAGUUUUCACAAACCCGAGGGCUUUGGGGUUUCUGGCCUGGGCAUGUCUGUUUCUUCCACGCCUCAUCCGGCCGACCCGUCUCACCAGGCUGAGCCUCUGCCGGAUGAAGAAACGAGCACUUCAAAGAUACCCCCGAUGUCGUUGGAUGGACACCAAACGGGGCGCCGUCCUCAACUGCCCCACAGGCAGACUACCAACUCGGCCCAUCCAGACAUCAUAGCCCGUGCAACUGUCGAUACUACCAUUGCUAUCAUCCCGGCCAGCGCAUUCCGCAGGCUCAUCAAGGUCUAUCCGAAGGCGACCGCACAUGUUGUCCAUGUCAUCCUUUCGCGGUUCCAGAGAGUCACACUGUCUCAUGCCUUCAACUAUCUCGGCUUGACAGGCGAGGUGCUCCGAACUGAGAAAAACAUGAUCAACUACACCGUCUGCCAGCUUCCCAACAUCCUGAGAGGCGAGGCUUUGUCUCGACUCAAGGAGAAGUUCAGCCGCGAACGAGAACGAAUCAGUGAAGGCGAAGGGUCUAAGGGAAUCGCACUGCAUAACCCGGCUGCCCGCCCAGGGCGUCGGAGGUCUAGCACGACCCUGCGUAAGGAGGCUGUGCUCCAUGCCAUGUCUAAGAGACAACCCACUUUCCCUCUGAAUAGAACGACCUCGACACACGGCUCGGCCGGCUCAGCCGGCCCUGGAGACCUGUUGACCAGCAUCCAGACCGCCCGGGGAGGUGGCCGUGCAGCAUCCAGCGAAUUACGGCAUGAGGAUUCGCUCGAUAUUGAUUCCAACAAGGAUGUCAGCCCUCUGGCCCAGAGAUCGUACAAUCCCUUUGAUUCUCGUGGCCAGAGCCGAAUUCCUCUGGAGCCCCGCGAGACGAUAGACGAGGACAGCAUAUUCAGGAUGGCCAUCCUCGAAUGCAUGUUCAAGUCACUAGGCUUAGAUGGUGGGAGCUCUGCAACACCGCAACCCGAGUCCACAGAUGUAUCGCCGAGGCUCGUUGCCCUCGAUUCGAGACGAGGAAGGGCUCUGUACACAAACAACACCAACAACGCAUUUGGGUCUAUCGGUCCCUUCGAUGGCUCGGUAGAUGGUGACUCGGAAUCUGUCACGUCCAGCGGCGUGGCGUUCAAUUCGGCACCUAGUUCUCAAGCUCUGUCUCAAGAGCUGAUGGAUGAGGUUGAGAUUGUCUUCUUCCCCAAAGGUUCUGUUCUGGUCGACCAGGGCGAGCGAGCUCCUGGGCUAUACUACGUCAUCGAUGGAUUUCUGGACAUCGGCACCACGUCGCCUAGGGACUCACAGAAUAUCUUGUCCACGGCCCCCGCAGAGAAAUUAUCAACCCAGUCCUCGACUCCGGAGAUGCCUCAUUCGGAAACAUUCCCGACAAUGGAUGAGAAGGGCGAAGCCCAUUCGAAAGCGCGUGGCAAGAAGGGUGAGGCUCUCCGCCGCCGCAGCGUCGCUCUGGUCAAGCCUGGCGGACUUGCUGGAUAUGUCGGCAGCGUGACCUCGUACCGAUCGUUCAUUGACGUGGUGGCCAAGACAGACGUUUACGUUGGCUUCCUUCCACGGGCAUCCCUCGAGCGCGUCGUCGACAGGUACCCCAUCAUCCUCCUCACCAUGGCAAAGAGGUUGACGCACACCCUGCCUCGCUUGAUACUGUAUAUUGAUUUCGCCCUUGAGUGGGUCCAAGUCGAUGCUGGUCAGGUUAUCUUCCAUGACAAGGACGAGAGUGAUGCCAUCUACAUCGUUCUCAAUGGCCGUCUUCGUCUGGUUGAAGAGAAGAAAGAAGGGGGCAUCACCGUCCGCGCCGAAUUUGGUCAAGGCGAAAGCGUGGGCGAGCUUGAAGUCCUGACCGAAACGGCUCGAGCCGGAACUCUGCAUGCUAUUCGGGACACAGAGGUGGUCAAGUUUCCGCGUACCUUGGUCAACAGCCUUGCUCAGCAGCAUCCGAACAUCACCAUCAAGAUCUCCAAGAUCAUUGCCUCACGCAUGCGGGCCAUGCUUGAUGAUCCCGCUCUGCACCUGGACAAGGAGAGUGGCACCAGCCCCAACCAGAGCCAGAGAGAGGCAACGAUGAACCUGCGUACCGUCGCCAUCUUGCCCGUCACAGCAGGUGUUCCCGUGGUCGAAUUUGGCCACCGUCUCAUGAACGCUCUCGCCCAGGUCGGGCCACCCAACGGGGCCACUUCCCUCAACCAAGCUGCUAUUCUGAAGCACUUAGGCAAGCAUGCGUUCAACAAAAUGGGCAAGCUGAGGCUGUCCCAGUACCUUGCCGACCUCGAGGAGAAGUACGGUCUUGUCGUAUACGUCGCUGAUACCAAUGUCAACUCGCCAUGGACACAGACUUGCAUUUCCCAGGCCGACAGUAUCCUGCUAGUCGGCCUGGCGGAAGGCUCGCCGGCGAUUGGCGAAUACGAACGUUUCAUGCUAGGCAUGAAGUCGACAGCUCGCAAGACAAUGGUACUACUCCACACGGAACGAUAUUCUCAACCAGGGCUCACCAGGGCGUGGCUGAGGAACCGUAUGUGGAUCAACGGUGGACACUUCCACGUCCAGAUGGCAUUCAGGAUGAAGGAGGUUCCUGUACAUCCACCGUUCAAGAAGCUAGGCCUAGCUCUCAAGGAAAGAGUCCAGGUGCUUCAGGCGGAGAUCCAGAAGUACACGUCGAGAAAACUGCACCACGCACCGUACUACUCCCCCGACACCCCCCUCAAGGGAGAUUUCCAUCGACUGGCCCGGAGACUCUGUGGCAAGUCGAUUGGCUUGGUCCUUGGCGGAGGUGGUGCUCGCGGUAUCAGCCAUAUUGGCAUUAUCCAUGCACUAGAGGAGGCGGGCAUACCGAUCGACGUCGUCGGAGGCACUUCUAUUGGAUCGUUUGUGGGUGCCUUGUAUGCUCGCCAUGCAGAUGUUGUGCCCAUGUUUGGAUUUGCUAAGAAGUUUGCUGGUCGGAUGGCAAGCUUGUGGCGGUUUGCCCUGGACUUGACGUACCCAUCGGCAUCCUACACGACGGGUCACGAGUUCAAUCGCGGUAUCUUCAAGGCUAUGGGUGACACACAGAUCGAGGAUUUUUGGCUCGAGUACUACUGCAACACGACCAACAUCAGCAAGAGUCGAGUCGAAUUCCACACCAGCGGCUACGCCUGGAGGUACAUCCGAGCGUCCAUGUCGCUGGCCGGUCUGCUGCCUCCAUUGUGCGACGAAGGGAGCAUGCUCCUCGACGGUGGAUACGUGGACAACCUAACAGUGUCGCACAUGAAGUCUCUGGGCAUCGACAUCAUCUUCGCCGUGGACGUCGGCGCCAUCGACGAUAAUACGCCCCAGACUUACGGAGAUUCACUCUCUGGCAUGUGGGCUUUCUUCAACCGUUGGAACCCCUUUUCGUCGCACCCGAACCCGCCAACGCUAGCCGAGAUCCAGGCCCGUCUGGCCUACGUGUCCAGUGUUGAUGCUCUGGAGCGAGCCAAGACGAUGCCUGGGUGUAUCUACAUGCGCCCGCCGAUUGACGAGUACGGCACCCUCGAGUUUGGCAAGUUUGAUGAGAUCUACCGCGUUGGCCGUGAGUACGGCGAAGAGUUUCUACGAAAGCUCCGGGAGCGAGGAGGCUUCCCUAUGAUGGAGGAGACGGAGGCCAAGCAAGCAUUACGUAGGACUACGGCGCCUAGACGCGCAAGCAUUUAG